Messenger RNA from Neofelis nebulosa (Clouded leopard), 3562 nucleotides. It is a transcript of the gene ARL13B, whose product is annotated as ADP ribosylation factor like GTPase 13B. Gene Ontology annotation, biological process: non-motile cilium assembly; receptor localization to non-motile cilium. The coding region runs from base 277 to 1569 and encodes 430 amino acids. The record is from RefSeq and is a predicted model, not a curated record. NCBI's taxonomy places the organism in Eukaryota, Metazoa, Chordata, Mammalia, Carnivora, Felidae. Gene Ontology annotation, molecular function: GTPase activity; GTP binding. Gene Ontology annotation, cellular component: ciliary membrane; motile cilium; non-motile cilium. The transcript has 10 exons.
GGGGUUUUCACUGGCGGGGCUCCGCUAACACUACUCGGGUUUGGGUGUCUGCGCCUUUGGCCGAGCUGUGCCUGGGCGAGGAGGCCGUUGUUCGCUCGCCGGCCGGCGCGGUUACCGGGACUUGGCGCUGGGACUGACCACCUCGACCCCACUCCAGACUUCUCCGCCUCCGAGGUGCCUCGGAACGGCUGCGGCCGCCGGGACUCGGCCCGGGGCAACUAGGGGCCCUUCCUCGCUCGGGGCUCGGAUGGGAGGCGUUGGGAGGAGCGGCCUGGGAUGUUCAGUCUGAUGGCCAAUUGCUGCAGCUGGUUCAAGCGGUGGCGGGAGCCCGUCAGAAAGGUGACUCUUGUGAUGGUGGGACUUGAUAAUGCUGGUAAAACGGCAACGGCAAAGGGAAUCCAAGGAGAGUAUCCUGAAGAUGUAGCUCCUACUGUUGGAUUUUCCAAAAUUGACCUCAGACAAGGCAAAUUUGAAGUCACCAUCUUUGACUUGGGAGGUGGAAAAAGAAUUCGGGGUAUCUGGAAGAAUUACUAUGCUGAGUCCUAUGGGGUAAUAUUUGUUGUGGAUUCCAGUGAUGAAGAGAGAAUGGAAGAGACAAAAGAGACAAUGUCAGAAGUGCUAAGACAUCCUAGGAUAUCGGGAAAGCCUAUACUGGUGUUGGCAAAUAAACAAGACAAGGAAGGGGCUUUAGGAGAAGCUGAUGUGAUUGAAUGCCUGUCUCUGGAAAAAUUGGUCAAUGAGCACAAGUGCCUAUGUCAAAUAGAACCUUGUUCAGCAGUCUUGGGCUAUGGAAAGAAAAUUGACAAGUCCAUUAAAAAAGGCCUUUACUGGCUCCUACAUAUCAUUGCAAGAGACUUUGAUGCUUUAAAUGAACGCAUCCAAAGAGACACAACAGAACAGCGUGCUCUUGAAGAACAAGAGAAACGAGAGAGGGCUGAACGAGUGCGAAAAUUACGAGAAGAAAGAGAACAAAGAGAACGAGAGCAGGCGGAACUCAAUGGAACCAGCAGCCUGGCUGAGUUGGACUCCGAACCAAUUAUUGUUAAUCCUUUCCAGCCAAUCGCAUCUGUCAUCCUUGAGAAUGAAAGAAAACUUGAAAAAGACAAAAAGAGACACAGUAUGGAGAAAGACAGUGAUGGCUGCCCCCCGAAACAUAAAACGGAGAAUGAGCAAAUAGAGACACAGAGCCAGAUCAGUGACAAUAGCCAAAAAAACAAUGAGCUUGGAAUAGUUGAAAAUUAUAAAGAGGCAUUAACACAGCAGUUGGAGAAUGAAGAUGAUACAGACCAGCGAUCAUCAGAAUCAGAUAACAGCAAAAAGAAAACUAAGAAACUAAGAAUAAAAAGGAGUCACCGUGUAGAACCUGUUAAUACAGAUGACUCUGCUCCUAAGAGUCCAACACCACCCCCGCCUCCUCCUCCUGUUGGCUGGGGAACCCCCAAAGUCACUAGACUUCCAAAACUUGAGCCUCUUGGUGAAACACGUCAUAAUGAUUUCUAUGGGAAGCCACUGCCUCCCCUGUCUGCGCGACAGAGGCCUAACAGUGAUGCUCAUGAUGUGGUUUCAUAACCGAGUCAUGUGAUGAGCUUUUUAAAGAUCUGCAAGAUCAACUACAAGACCUUCCUUCUCAAAGAAGAAAAACCCUAAGCAUUGAUGACUGGGGCAAGAUAACCAUAGUGAUUUCAGCGAGAUAAUAGCCAAAGACCUGGCUGAUAUGACAAUUAUCCAUGUUAUUCAUGGUUUAAAAAAAAGGAAGGAAAAUGACCAAUAGAUGGGAUGAGCAUUUGAAUCAAGUUAGCAGGAGUUACUGUUGACUCUGGUUUUUACAGUCCUGCUCAUGGGCAUAUUCCUGAAGGAAAACCUCUUCAGAAAAAGAGCCAAUGGACUCUGCACACUUUCUUUACUAUAUGUUUAAUAGUCUUUAUUAUUGUAUCCUAAACAUUUUUUGUAAGAUACAUGUGCAUGGAAGGGGAACUCUUGGGAAUUUAUAACCUAAGUUUUUAACUUUUUAUAUUUUUCUAAAACUUAUAAGAAUUUUAAUUAUUAUGAUAUUGACUGUGCACUUUUCUAUAGAUGCUUUGUUUAAAUUGUGUCUGGAAAUGGAGUUGAUUUACUUGACAAACAUGAACUACACAAACAGGACAUAUUUAUAUGGUUUAAGGUAUAUUUCAUAAUAGUAUUGUUCUUGAAGUGUACAUUCUAAUUUUACCUAAUUUUAAAAUAAUGCCUUUUAAAAAUAGAUUCUUAGAUCUUUACUCUACCAAAUUAUAUUAUUUGAAAACACUACCCAAGGAGAGUUCAAUUUUUUUGCCAUUUGCUUUUUUUUUGUUUUUUUGGUUUUUUUUUUGGUGAUUAUCACAAUAAAUCAAGGAGACUUGAAAUACUUUUUUGACCUAUAUGCUUUUUAAAUGAAUAAAAAUGUUAUGUGAGAUAUUAUUAAAAUUCCUAAUGAACACCUCUUUUAUAAGAUAGACCUUUUCAGACCAGGAUGCUCCUUGUCCCCCCCUCAUUCUAUCAGAAGCUUCAAUCACUCUUUUAGGUUAUUCUAAUUGUUUUGUGCCUUGGAACUAAAGGCAGAAAGACUGAAAAAGCCACUGUAAGUACAGAGACUUGUGUUUUAUAACCAGGAAAUGCUUGGGAACUAAUCAAUAAGAAUAAAAAUGUUGGCUUAAAAUUACUAAAUAAUUCCAAAAUAAUUUCUCAAUUUAAAAUAAUAGCACUUUUCUUGCAGUUAAAAAUGGCAUCUGUAGAAUUCUCUACUUGUCUGGCAUUUAGACAAGCUUUUAGAAAUAUACUUUGAGUAAUAGAUUCAUAAUGUUGCAUUUAAUUGAAAGUGUACGUUUAUAUCAAGGUGAAAAUGCAAUAUGAAAAUACAAUAUGAAUCCUUAUCACCUUGUUAAAAUUGGUAAGUUGGGUAGCUUGUACUGACAACAGACAUAUACUAGUAUCUAACAAUAAUAAGAGUAAGUAGGUCUAAGGCAGUUUAAUAUGGUUAUUUACUUUAAAAGUUUAACUUUGGAGCAUCAUAUUUUAGUCAUAUUUUAUAACAACCUAAAUUUGAUAAAUGGCUGAAAUGUAAGGAAAAGCAACACAAGAAGGCAGAAUGUAAAUUUUGAAUUGGAUUUUAGAGAAAAACUUGUUUGUACAUCUUUUUGGCUCCUUUUUGUAACAUUUACAUUUAGUCAUUUUUAAAAAAAAAACUGAACUUUUACUUUUGCCAUCUUAUAAAUUUUCAUCUAGUUUGAGAAUAAAUAAAGGUUAAAUUUUUUUGUUUCCUACCAGUGAUUACUGUAGUGUACAGUAAUUACUGAGUUCAUUUAUUAGAAAUGAAUAAAAAUGAUUUUGAAAUUAAAUAUAUGAUAAAGUGAAAUAAAUGUUUUAUAUCUCUCUCUCAAAAAAGUAAUUUGUAUUCUUAAAGCAUUCUAAAAAUAUUUUAAAAGAAGUUUUGUAAAUCCAUGUUGCUUUUAACAAGUAAAUGCCUAUUUUGUUAUAUGCUGUAUUUUUAUUCAUAAUCAUCAUGAAUUAUGACAUUUUCACACAAUAAAAAUAAUUUAUAUCAGUA